CCCCUGAGUCUUAUUCUCACCGCCAUGGGCUGCAUUCAGAGCAUCGCUUGUAAGUCUCGUAUCAAACGCGAGAACAUAGUUGUUUACGACGUAUCUGCCACUAUCGACCACUGCCCGACAGUGAUCGAGGAGAAUUCGCCUAUCGUGCUUCGUUACAAGACACCGUAUUUCAAGGCCUCUGCCCGAAUUGUAAUGCCGCCAAUUCCCAGAAACGAGACUUGGGUUGUAGGAUGGAUACAGGCAUGUACACAGAUGGAAUUCUACAACACUUACGGUGACAUCGGAAUGUCGAGCUGGGAGCUGCCGGAAUUACGCGAGGGUCUGGUGAAAGCCAUAAGCGACUCGGACGGAAUCAGUUACCCCUGGUACGGUAACACCACGGAGACGGUGACGUUGUCGGGCCCCAUAUCCAAGCCGUCGCGUUUUGCCGUCAGCAUGAACGAUAAUUUCUACCCCAGCGUGACGUGGGCGGUCCCCAUCAGCGAAAACAACGUCCCCCUACUCACGCGCAUCAAACGGGACCAGAGCUUCACCACGUGGCUGGUGGCACUGAAUGUGGGAACGCGGGAGAAGAUCCUGUUACAGACGGUGAAGUGGCGAAUGAGAGUGGACAUAGUCGUUGACCCCUCCAUGCCUUUAGGCUCCAGGGCCAGGCUCACCGGACGCCCGUACCAGGAGCAGCCUCGGGUUCUGACCCGAAUGGAACCCAUACCCCCCAACGCCAUGGGUCGCCCGAACGCCAACGACGCCCAAGUGCUGAUGUGGCGCCCCAAGAGAGGGCCACCGAUAGUGGUGAUACCGCCCAAGUAG
Messenger RNA from Chanos chanos (milkfish), 810 nucleotides. RefSeq names its product family with sequence similarity 78 member Bb (gene fam78bb). Bases 25 to 810 code for a protein of 261 amino acids. The record is from RefSeq and is a predicted model, not a curated record. NCBI's taxonomy places the organism in Eukaryota, Metazoa, Chordata, Actinopteri, Gonorynchiformes, Chanidae. The transcript has 2 exons.